Molecule: messenger RNA, 2034 nt
Organism: Thamnophis sirtalis
Lineage: Eukaryota; Metazoa; Chordata; Lepidosauria; Squamata; Natricidae
Source: RefSeq, a predicted model, not a curated record
AUGUACUUGACCAGGAAUGUCCCUAUCUUCGUUUGCACUUUGGCCUACCCAACUGUGCCUUGCCCCCUCCAUGUGUUUGAACCAAGAUAUAGAUUGAUGAUUCGAAGAAGUAUAGAAACUGGAACAAAGCAAUUUGGGAUGUGUGUACAAGACCCCCAAAAUGGAUUUGCAGAUUAUGGCUGCAUGCUGUUCAUUAGAAAUCUUGACUAUCUGCCAGAUGGGCGAUCGGUUGUCGACACAAUUGGAUUAAAGAGAUUCCGAGUUAUUCGAAGAGGGAUGAAGGAUGGUUAUUGCACUGCAGACAUUGAGGAUUUAGAAGACAUAAAGGUUAAAGAUGAAGGUGAGAUGAGAAAACUCCAAGAGCUCCAUAAUAUUGUUUACAACCAGGCUUGUAGCUGGUUUCAAAGCUUAAGAAAUAAAUUUCAUAGCCAAAUACUUCAGUACUUUGGUCCAAUGCCAGAGAAGGAAGAAAACUUGCAGGAAACCGCUGAUGGACCUGCCUGGUGUUGGUGGCUUCUAGCUGUUCUUCCUGUGGAUCCUAAAUAUCAGCUUUCAGUGCUUUCUAUGAAGUCUUUGAGAGAACGCUUGAUAAAAAUUCAAGCUAUAUUAACCUAUUUUUCCAGAGACCAGUCCAAAUAAUUAAUUACCAGGACCUUAAUAUAACAGUAUGGCUGUAACUUCAGCUGAUGUUUUUUCUUGCAGAAUUUGCACUUUUAGUCCUGAUUUGAGAACUAUUAGGAAUUUUUUUUUCCUAUAUCAAUAGUUGUUCAAUUAGAAGGAUGCCAUUAAUAUUGCACGUACGCAAUCUAGCAGCAAAAUAUUUAUUUGCACUAUAUACAAAUGGAAUGUAUCAUAUUGUCAAAUUUUUCCACUGACUACUAUGGUGGAAAGCGCAAGAUUUAAAAUUUGUCAGUUCAGGUUUACAGUAUUAAAGAUGAAUUCAAAAUCUUGCAAAUCAGAAGUUGCCUCAGCUACAGCAGCACCUUGUUGCUAUUUGCACAAUUAUUUAAAUGUAUUGUCAAUUUGUAGAGCAAAGUUCUGCUUUAAGUAUUUAAUUGUAAAUUUGGCACAAUUUUAUUGUGAAAUUAUUACAUGAAUUUGGAGCCAUAUUAAAGAACAGUUGAAAAAUACUUCCAAGAAGCUGUUGCCACCGUGACUGUGUUACAUAUAUUGUGUGACUAAAAUUAGACAUAGAUGACUACUAGUAUAUGUUAUUUGGAAUCAAUUAAAAGGUUAAAUGAUCUAUUCAGUAUAUAACAAAAUUAAGCAGACAUAGCAACACUGUUGGGCCCUGAUGAUGAAACUUUUAACAGGCUUCAUGGAUUCCCAUUGAGAGGAAAAGCGUCUCAGGAAAAGGUCUCCUCUCUUGACCUCGCUUCUCUAAGAAUUAAUUUAUCUACAUCUGUUUCAUGUCUGAUGAAGCCUUCAUAGUUGGAGCAUGAGAGACAGUCAAGUGAGCUGUAUAAUUUUGAAGUAACAACCCCCUUUUUAAUAUUUUCUAAAUGUUAGAAAGUACUAACGUUGGUGGUACUGGGACAUUUUCACAGUCAGAUUUCUUCCUCCGUUUGGAUCUUUUUCUCCCAACUUUGGAUGGAAAAAAUCUAUAUUAUCCAAUACCUUCUGGAAUAUGUCUUCUCUUAAAACCCUAGGUUCGCAGUAACAAAAACCAUUUUUAAAUUUACAUAUCAAAUUACGUACAAAGUCUGCAUUUUGAAAAAUAAUCAGUAAUAUUUUUGAAUUGUUGCUGUGUCACUGUACUUUUAAAUAUAAGAUGUUCAUAUUUGGGAACUACUGAAGUGGGAUUCUUAAAAAUUAAUUUCUGGAACACAAGAAGUUUGAAAAUGCAGAUUUCCAUGCCUUAUUCAUAUCAAACUGUACUGCAAUACAGAUGACGGCAGUCUGCUUGCCAAUAGGUUCAUUUUGUAGUUUCUCAAAUGUCUGUCUUGAUUGUGAUUCAUUUUACAAAGUUAUUUGUUAAAAAUCUUGCUUUUGCUAAUAUUUAAUUUUCAAUAAACUUAAAAUUUAUAUUUUUAA